Trachymyrmex cornetzi is the source of this 425-nucleotide messenger RNA. RefSeq names its product probable multidrug resistance-associated protein lethal(2)03659. The transcript has 2 exons. The annotation marks the transcript as partial. NCBI's taxonomy places the organism in Eukaryota, Metazoa, Arthropoda, Insecta, Hymenoptera, Formicidae. The record is from RefSeq and is a predicted model, not a curated record.
GCGUGUGUACGUAAGUAUUAAAGUUUAAUUAUAUCUUUGCAGACAAGAUUCAUAUGAAACGCCGUCAUGGAUGGAAAAGUGUACACUGAGAAAAUGAAGAAUCCCAGAGCGGAUGCUAACAUCUUUAGCGUCUUGACGUUCUCUUGGAUCUUACGUACUUUCUGGGUGGGUUACCACCGAGAUCUUGAAGUAACUGAUUUGUACACACCUCUUAAGGAACAUACAAGUGACGUUCUUGGUGACAAAUUGGCAACGGCCUGGGAAAAGGAAUGCGAGGAAUACCAGUGUCGACUGAAGCAGGUCGCGAAGAGCGGAUCACAGAAGAAGAUUAAGGAGCCCAGUCUGAUGAAAGUUCUUAUGAGAUGUUUUGGCCUCAAGAUUAUACUGUAUGGGAUUUGUGCGACCUUUGCGGAGAUCGCGAUCAG